Messenger RNA from Glarea lozoyensis ATCC 20868, 1047 nucleotides. RefSeq lists its product as uncharacterized. Lineage: Eukaryota; Fungi; Ascomycota; Leotiomycetes; Helotiales; Helotiaceae. The transcript has 3 exons. Bases 1 to 1047 code for a protein of 348 amino acids. The record is from RefSeq and is a predicted model, not a curated record.
AUGUACGUGCACAGCUUAGUUGGUAGGAUAAUUGCUGUUGCUACAUUCUUGACUACAGCAUCGGGAGGACUACUCCAACGAGAAGAUCCAAAUCCUUGGGUUUCAGUUGACGCCAAUGGUACCCCAGUCGCGACUAUUACGCCCGUUCUCACAACCAUCCAUGGCGUAGCUACGACAAUCAGCGCUGCUCCGGCGAGCUUGACAGCCAGUACCACAGAUGAAUUAGAGGAUGAGGCUACGAUGACCUCAGGGCCAUUACCCACAGCGACUGGUGGCGGUUCAUUCGAGGUGUGCUUUAACAUGGACAAACAAUAUGCCCCGUUUUGCAAACCAGAAAAUGGAUCUGAUGUUUACGUGGGGGAAACAUAUUAUGUUACUUGGGAUACUCGUUUCUUCCCUGUCAAGAAUGCAAGCGUUCUCGUCCAGGCAAACUACGUAAAUACGAGUGGUGGAGUCCAAGCCUUCCAGUCCCCUCCGACAACCAAUGCAUAUGGGUUUUAUGCUUGGACAAUUGAUAAAGAAUGGCUCAGAGGGAAAGGCUCGAAUAACAUCACACUAUACAUCGUACCGCUCAAUCCUCUUGCCAACGAGCCAAUGAGUUAUUCAGGGCCAAUCCUUCGAGUUACAAAUCGCCCUCCAAAUUACUACCGUCAGCCGUUGGCCAAGGCACCAAAGGGGCAGGAUCUAUAUAUUGCCCUUCCAGUUGUCUUUGGGUUCAUUAUACUCUGCCUUAUUGGGGGGUUCUUCUGGAAUAGGCAUGCAAGAAGGAUUGGCCUUGGCAAUGUCAUGGGCCGUCGUGGAGGUUAUGGAGUCGGUAAGUCACGUAGGCAAAGACUUGGCUUGGGUAAGAAGAGAUCAGAAGGAAUACAGUUACGCGAGCAAGAGUUGAAGACCGGACCUCAAUAUACAGAUAAUCCGGAUCGAAGAGGUCCACAGCAUGCCAGGGCCGACUCAGAUGCGCUAGGUAGUCUUGCUGGUACACCAACAGAAGAGAGAACAAACUAUUUCGGCGACGAAAUGGAUCGCCAGCAGAAUCAUAGGCGUUGA